AUGAGGGUGGUCGCGCUGGGUGAUCUUUGGACCCCGGUCAUGGUCGACGGGGGCGUCUGCUUCCUGGCCCGGAUCGUGCGGAUCACCGGCCCGGCCUCCACUGCGGUGCGAGGGGACUCGUCGUGGCCCUACAGGGACGCACAGGGGGACCGGGAGCAGGGACAACCGGGACCACCGGGACACCGGGAGCACCGAGGAGACUCUUCUGUCGCCGGAGCGGCACGAGGCGAGGCGAGUUCGUUCAUAAGAGGGUUCGUCUCAGUGGAGUCCAAGAGGGGCGCAGAUGAGGACACUGCAAUCAGACGGAGCAUCGUCAGGCUGUCAGUGGUCCGUCCGGAAUGUGUGCACUGCGCUGCGUGGAUCUGUUCUGAGUGGAAAGGCGUGGAUAGGAAAGAACACAACAACACGAUAAGGUUCUGGCUCAUUCAGCCAAAUAAUAAGCAGCCGAUAACGGCCCUUGCUGCUGAGCAGGCGGUGAACAGCCGCCUGAGAGGGGUCCUCGUACCAGGGGGGCUGGAGUCUCACUCCCACAGCACGGGGAACGUGAGGCUCCAGCGCGGAGACAAAUCUACGAGUCCCUCCUCCUCCGUGAUGGUGUUCCAGGACGCCGCCACCCGCACCAACCCCCCGCGCCCCGCCCGUCACCGACCCGCGGGGGGCCCGGGCACCGUCAGGCCCCCCGGCGGCGGCGGCGGCACCACCACCACCGUCGCCGCCGGUAACGGCAACGCCCGGGUCACCGCGAGGACGACGACCGCCACCGCCACCGUCACCAGGACCACGGGCGCGGCCCAGCCCCUCACGCCGGCGCAGGCCUUCGUGCCCGAGGGCGCCAGCCGCUCGCCGGCCUCCUCCCGCCUGCCCGCCGUCCGGGUGGAGAACUGCGUCGCCAUGGUGAUGGCGGACGUGUCCUGGCCCCGCACCACCCAGGGCCUGGCGGCCCGGAUGCCCUGCCCCCCGGGGACUCUGGGGGUGGCCACGUACACGUGUGUGGGGCCCGAGGGCUACUGGGACCCCCAGGGGCCCGACCUCAGCAACUGCACCUCCCCCUGGGUCAACAUCAUCAGCCAGAAGAUCAAAGCAGGCGAGACGGCGGCGGCCAUCGCCCGCGAGCUGGCGGAGCAGACCAAGAGCAACCUCCAGGCGGGGGACAUCACGUCCACUGUGCGCCACAUGGUGCAGCUGGUGGACCUGCUGGACGUGCAGCUGAGGAACCUCACGCCCGGCGGCAAGGACAGCGCCGCGCGCAGCCUCAACAAGCUCCAGAAAAGGGAACGCUCCUGCAGGUUUUAUGUACAGGCCAUGGUGGAGACGGUGAACAACCUGCUCCAGACCACAGCCCAGGCAGCCUGGAGGGGGCUCAGCACCGGGGCACAGCUGAGGGCAGCCACCACGCUGCUGGACACGGUGGAGCAGGGCGCCUUCGUCCUGGCCGACAACCUGCUGAAGACCGACAUCGUGCAGGAGAACACCGACAACAUCCAGCUGGAGGUGGCCAGGAUGAGCACCGACGGCACCCUGCCCGACCUGAGGUUCCCCCAGUCGGGCGGCCAGGGCAACUCCAUCCACCUGUCGGCCAACACCCUUAAACAGCACGGCCGGAACGGCGAGAUCCGCAUCGCCUUCGUGCUGUACAAGCACAUCGGCGCCUACCUGUCGACGGAGAACGCCAGCGUGAAGCUGGGCCACGAGGCCAUGGCCACCAACCACUCGGUGAUCGUCAACUCGCCGGUCAUCACGGCCGCCAUCAACAAGGACGCCAACAAGGUGUACCUGUCGGAGCCCGUCAUCUUCACCAUGAGGCACCUGCAGCAAUCAGAGGAGAACUUCAACCCCAACUGCUCCUUCUGGAGCUACUCGAAGCGCUCCAUGACGGGGGUGUGGUCCACGCAGGACUGCCGCCUGCUGGCCACCAACCGCACGCACACCACAUGCUCCUGCACCCACCUCACCAACUUCGCCGUGCUCAUGGCCCACGUCGAGGUCAAGGUAGGUCCCCCUGACCUUGGUUACCUCCUUCAAGGGCGUUUCGUGUGCUUCUUGGUCGGCACUGGCGCGUCGCGUAAUGUCAAGGUUGACACGAUUUGGUUUUGUUGUUCGCCUUUUUCCUUUUGCUCAAAACUUGGAGGCCGCAUGUGUUUACUCACCCUCAACGUGAUCUUCCUGGGCAUCGCGCUCUACAAGAUGUUCCACCACACGGCCAUCCUGAAGCCGGACUCGGGUUGCCUGGACAACAUCAACCUGGGGUCCCUGGGUCCUCAAAACCCCAACGAGAAGCCCGCUCUUCCUAUUGUCGCCUCCCCGAAUCCACAAGACCCCCGGUACUGUGUCAUGACGGUUCCUCCUCGCUCUUUCUCCUCGCGGUUCGCCGCACAGGUCCUGGUGAUCGGGGCCAUCGCGCUGCUGUGUCUGCUGGGCCUGACCUGGGCCUUCGGCCUGAUGUACGUCAACGAGAGCACGCUGGUCAUGGCCUACCUCUUCACCAUCUUCAACUCCCUGCAGGGCAUGUUCAUCUUCAUCUUCCACUGCGUGCUGCAGAAGAAGGUGCGUAAGGAGUACGGGAAGUGUUUGCGGACCCACUGCUGUAGCGGGAAGAGCGUGGAGAGUUCCAUCGGCUCGGCGAAGAGCGGUGCCGUGCGCCCCCCCGGACGCUACACCACCGGGUCGCAGAGCCGGAUCCGGCGCAUGUGGAACGACACGGUGAGGAAACAGUCCGAGUCGUCCUUCAUCACCGGGGACAUCAACAGCUCGGCGUCACUCAACAGAGAGCCCUACAGAGAGACAAAGGGGAUCCUGAACAAUGCCCGGGAUACAAGUGUCAUGGAUACUCUACCACUGAAUGGUAACCACGGCAACAGCUACAGCAUCGCCAGCGCCGAGUACAUGAGUGACUGCGUGCAGAUUAUCGACCGGGGCUUCAACCACAAGGAGACCACGCUGGAGAAGAAGAUCCUGAAGGAGCUCACGUCCAACUACAUCCCCUCCUACCUCAACAACACCCACGACCGCUCGGCCGAGCAGAACCGCAACCUAAUGAACAAGCUGGUAAACAGCGUGAGCAACGGCGGCAAGGACAGCGGCUACGGCAUGGGCCUGGGCAUGGGCAUGGCCAUGAACAUGGCCCUGGGCCUGGACGACCACCACCACGCCACCUUCGGCCCGCACCGCGACGAGGGCCUGGGGCUGGAGCUCAUCCGCGAGGAGUCCGUCGUGCCCCUGCUGCCCCAGCGGCCGCCGCUGAUGCUGCCGCCGCCCCUGCAGCCCUCGGAGAGCCUCCACAACCAUUUGCACCCGUCUGCUCCGCCCCCACCCCUCCCCCUGUCCCACCACCCCUUCCUCGCGCCCGGCGCCACCUCCUCGUCACGGCGGCGGAUCCCGCAGGAGAACAGCGACAGCUUCUUCCCGCUGCUCGCCAACGAAGACGCCCGGGAGGAGGUCUGCUCCCCGGCCAUGCCCGGCCACGCCCACCACACCCACAACCACCCCCACCACCACCACAACCACCAGAGGGACUCCCUGUACACCAGCAUGCCCGUACUCGCCGGCCUGGCGGACGCGGCAGCGUCGGCGGCGGCAGCAUCCGCGGCCUCCGCCGACGGCCCCAAGGACGCCGGGGACUCAAAGAGCCAGGAGGCGGGCUCGGACGACGUCUACUACAAGAGCAUGCCCAACCUUGGCUCACGCAACCACCUGCACCAGCUGCACUCCUACUACCAGCUGGGGCGGGGCAGCAGCGAGGGCUUCAUCGUGUCCCCCAACAAGGAAGAUCUGGCCCCCGGGGAGCCCGAGAGGGAGCCCUCGCACCUGGUCACCAGCCUAUAGACGGCGGAGUACCCCACGGAUCCCUUCUAGGUCCCCUCAUGCUGCCCUCCCUUCCCCUAUUGCUGUGGUUCUCCUCUCUCCUGUCACUCUCUCUCUCCCUCCCUCCCUCCCUCCCUCCUUCCCAGUGUGCCCAUUGUGCAGAUCUCUGGCCGGCAACUCUAGCCCUCUCUUUUUAUUCUGUGUUUCCGAAGACUGAGGCGCAGGAUGCUAACUCUGGUCCUGUUGCUAAUAGUGACCCCAAAACGGGGUGUUUGGAACUAGGCCUGUUUUGGUGGGCUCAUGGGACCGGGCCGCGGUCGGACCACCGCGGGAUUCUCUCGAUGUUGUCUUUCUCUUUUGUGAGAGGCUCUAACCCUGCGUCUGACCUUUGUGUUUUGUCUGGGUGUGACGACAGAUGAGGACUCAUGCAAAAAGUUUUUUUUUUUGUAGGACUUGGAGAUACAGUGAGAGAGUCCAAAGGAACUUCAAAUGGCCCGAAAAACCAUUAAAAAAAUGGGAGAUUUAGAGAAAAGACUAUUUUAUUAUUCUUCUGUAUCCAUUUUUGGCUUUUUGACAGAUUUCCUUCGCUUUAGUUGCAGCACAUCUUCGGUUGAGAGUCCGGGAAAAUUAAAAAAUAAAAACGGAUUUUAAACAAAGAUGAAGGAAUCACCGAAUGUAUGCUUUGGAGCAUAGAUAUUGUUUUUUUGUUUUGUUUUUUAGAUUCCUUUCACUGUAAUAACAGUUGUUGAAAAGAGGGAGGAAAAACUAAUAAGAGAAUUAUGAGAUAUUUCUAUGUAAUUGUACAGAUACUAGCAUUGCACAUAAAAGUAUGCUUUUUGUUCCACCCAAACCCUUUUGUCUUUGUAAAUGUAGUGGAUACGAACAGUUUGGUUGUGCUGGCCCUUUUGAUUUCUGAUACCAGUCGUUUUCUGUAUUUUAACUUUUAAUUUGUAUUUUGUAUUUUUAUGAAACAUUUCAAAGAACCCAUCAACAAGUAACAAAACAAAUUCAACUCGUACGAAUACACGCAUAAACCUUUAUGCGUGUCAUAUGACCCAUCUUUCACACUUAUGUUUAAUUUUGUUUGUUUGUUUUGGGGUUGUGGUUUUUACUGUAUAGAAAGAACUUUGAUUCAGUGACUCUCAAGAGUGCAGAAUUAGUCCUAAAUGUCCAUGACGUUAUUAGAGAGAUAUCUUGAUAGCAGACCGGUGCUCUGCCAUCCUGCAGUCAUUUUGUUGUUGAGGAGAGGCUCAAUAGAAAGAUUGAGUUACAACUUUAUUCGAAUAAUGUUCAGCACCAGGCACUUGUAUAAAAAAAGACAAUUGUUUUACUGAUUAAACAAAAUUAUUUUUGAGUGAAAAAGUAACUGCAAAAGUCUGUUGUUUUUUCUUAAUCCUCGAGGGGCAAAUAUUUAUUUGUUAAAACAAUACUAAGGCAAAAAUGAGGUCCAUAAAAUUAGUGGCAGGUAUAUUUUUUCAUUGUUGGCGAACAUUGUGAUACGUUGUUCUUUUAUUUAUUCCUUUUUGUAUUGGUUUCCACUUUCAAUGAUCCCAUAACUAAUAUUUGUUGUAACAGUGAAACUUGUUUGGUUUUUUUCAACAAAGAUUAAAAGAUUAUUCACGAAAAAUGUCACACACUUGUAAGAAUUAUACCAAUGGCAUUGGGAUAAGAAACAAUGGAUUAGAUUAUUGAUUAAUUAAUUGUUAUUACUCCUAUUAGCAUUACGUUCAGUGUGUUGCCAAACCCCCAGCGAUCAUUACACAGGAACUAAUAAUGUACUCCUUAAGCUUGUCCAGCUUUCAUAAACAAACUGUAAUAAACGUUUCAAUACCA
Gadus macrocephalus (Pacific cod) is the source of this 5634-nucleotide messenger RNA. RefSeq names its product adhesion G protein-coupled receptor L3-like. The coding region runs from base 1 to 3822 and encodes 1273 amino acids. NCBI's taxonomy places the organism in Eukaryota, Metazoa, Chordata, Actinopteri, Gadiformes, Gadidae. Gene Ontology annotation, cellular component: glutamatergic synapse; axon; membrane. The transcript has 22 exons. Gene Ontology annotation, molecular function: G protein-coupled receptor activity. The record is from RefSeq and is a predicted model, not a curated record. Gene Ontology annotation, biological process: adenylate cyclase-activating G protein-coupled receptor signaling pathway; synapse assembly; brain development.